This is a messenger RNA of Macrosiphum euphorbiae (potato aphid), 2391 nucleotides long. Lineage: Eukaryota; Metazoa; Arthropoda; Insecta; Hemiptera; Aphididae. The record is from the annotation of a GenBank genome assembly.
AUGGUCACUGUCAACAGCAAUAACAGCAGCAGCAGCACCAGCAAUUCAACACAAUUAGUUGAAACGGUGUCAAUCGAUUAUGACGACUUCAACGAUGCCUUUUUGACGUGCGCAACUUGUCUGUGUGUAUAUGAUGGAGUUGAACGUGCGCCGAAACUCUUACCGUGCUCACAUACAGUGUGUGUUCACUGUUUGACAAGGAUUGCAGCAGCUGCUAACAAUCGACGCACAACACAAGACUUGAACAAUGGCCGAGGCAGUGGUAGUAAUACUAUACAAUCUCAGCAACAACAGGAAUCUCAGACUGCUCAACAACAACGGCAAACCUUUAGGUGUCCAAUAUGCAGGGAACUUAUAGUUGUUCCUCAAAAUGGUGGAGUCACAGCCCUCCCUCCAUCAUUUCUAGUCAAUCAACUACUCGAUUUGAUAUCUACUCAUAGACGACGCACCUUAAUACCAACAUGUUGUGGGGGUGGUGUAUUAUCUUCACACAUUAAUCAGGAAUUGCUGUAUUGUGAAACAUGUGAUCAAGUAUUCUGCUCAGUUUGUACUAAACACGAGACAGCAAUAGGUGGAGGCACCCUUAUUUCAUCUAAAUCUCCACCAUUGGUUCAUACAAUAAUACCAGUAUCUGUAGCUAUGAAACGUACAUCUGAAAUAAUGUUGUAUAAAGCUAAUGAAUGUGUUUCAAAAUUGAACUGUUCGAGGGAUGGAGUAUGUGCUGAACUAGAACGUUUAGAUACAGCUCGUAAUGAAUGUUUAUCUACUUUGGAUGAUACAUUUAGUGAUCUGAUGAACAUUAUAGAAGUCCGUAAGCAACAAUUGCAACAACAAAUACAUAAGGCAUGUGAUGCAAAAAAUAGAAUUUUGAGUCAACAACUCUCAGCUAUUGAUAUUGAAAAAACUAAAGUUAUGGACGAAUGUGGCAAUGUCAAUCAAUUAUUGGAUGUACAAUCUAUUAAUCAACGGAUACAAAUUUUAAAUGAUCGUUUGCAAAAACCUACAGGCGGUAUUGAAGAACCUCGUGAAAAUGCUUUUAUUGCCUUGGAUUUGGAUCUAACAGCAAUAAAAAAUGUUGUAAAUAAUGCUAUUGGACAAAUGGGUUGUGUACGCACUACAACUACUUGUCCUGGUAAUUGUACACUGAAUGUUGCUGAAUCAAAUGGAGAAAAUUUGUUGAUACCUCGUUUAGUUGAUACGCAAGUUGCUACAUUAACAGCUGUUGACUAUGAUGGGAAACGACGCAAUUUGGGUGGUGAUCCAGUAAUUAUAAAAUUAAUUGGACCUUUGGAUGACACACAACAAGAAAUGGCUCCAAACAAUUUAGGGCAUCUACACCAAGAUAAUAAUACUAGUGAUGAUGGAGUGCGUAUUGUUGAUCAUAAAAAUGGCCAAUACACAAUCCGUCUACGUUUAUCUAAUUGUGGCAGAUAUAAACUUCUUGUUUAUGUGCUUGGUAGACCUGUAGCAUGUAAUGGUAAUACUGGACAUAUUGACUUUUCUAUAAUAAAAAGUAUUGACCCUAUAUGCCAAUAUAGUAGAGGACCUUCAAUGCAACAGCCUGUUGCAAUUGCUGUAGAUCACAAUUCCGCUAGGGUGUAUGUUUUAGAUACUGGAAAUUGUCGCAUAAGAGUGCUUGAUACCCACUUAAACUAUAUAUGUGACGUACAAAACAUUGAAGCUAUGCGAGGUCGUUCUUCAACUGGUAUUGGUUUAUUGAGCGAUGAUACUUUAGUUACAGUUAAUUGGCGUACAAACACAGUGACUCAAAUGACUUUAGAUGGUGAAACAGUUAAGUCGUGGACACAUUCGAGUAUGAUUGAGCCUAUGUGUGUUGCUGUGGAUAGAAUUUAUGAUCAUGUAUUAAUAGGGGAUUCUUCAUGUAACAUACAUGCAUUUAAAGCGGCAACAGGACAACAUCUAUUUACAAUAAAUAAUAAUAAAAGUAAUGGGAAAUCGGCUGAAUGUGUUGGUACCUUUAUGGCAAUUGGGCCAAAUUCACAGAUAAUUGUAAUUUCUGGUAUUACUACAACUGGAUGUCGCUGUUUAGAUAUAUAUUCAUGCAAAGGCACGUAUGAGCGGUCAAUUACGGUUAUGACAGCAACAGAUAAAUCCACACAUUUAUAUAGCUCAUUGGCUACUUGUAAUAAUUUUAUACUGGCAACUAGACGCCAUUAUAACUCAUACGUAAUUGACUUGAUUGAUAUGGAAACAGAAAAAUUAGUGAACACUGUUGAUUCCAAUGGCUGCAAAUUGCGUCGUCCAGCUGGCAUGGUAGCAUUUUCCGAACUUCAAGAUUCUGUUAUCGAUGAUAGUCAACAAUGCUCAUCGUAUUAUUUAUUGGUGACUGAUGUAGCAGCCGAUAGCGUAAAAAAAUAUCGAUUUUUUUAA